Molecule: messenger RNA, 831 nt
Organism: Aspergillus welwitschiae
Lineage: Eukaryota; Fungi; Ascomycota; Eurotiomycetes; Eurotiales; Aspergillaceae
Exons: 1
Coding region: 48-356 (102 amino acids)
Source: RefSeq, a predicted model, not a curated record
UUCCAGUCGAUGUUGAUCUCCAGGGUGGACAAUCCAUUGUCCGGUCUAUGGGGCUAUUCCUGUCCCUUCUCACUUCCUUUGUUCCAAUGCUACUACGAUCUUACUCUCCCAUGUGGCAGUGUCAUGGAUCGUCUCUCAUUUCCAUAGACAAGCCUUUUUCUUGUGACUCUCUUCUUCCCGUCAAGCAUCGUGGGCGCUGGAACCAUUUCCACUUUGAAAAAAACCAGACCUGGCCGGAAAGGGCCAUGGGUCACGAACGAAACAGACGAGAGAAAGCAAGCGGGUGGGCUGCAAAGGUGAAACUAGCCCCAGGACCCUGUGGGAUGAUUGGCUCAGGACCCUGGCGGGGGUUUUAAUACGGGCGGUAAUACGGUGUUCUGACGGGUCCAGACUCAUGCCGAGCCUGGUUCCUUGUUCCUGACCUGAUCCAACUGGGCAGGUUCCGGGCUCAUCCUCUCGCCGUUUCCGUCCCUGUCGCUGGGGAAUUGACCUCUCAGGCCCUUUCGUUCUUCUCCGUCCGGUGGGGCGUCUGCUUAUUGGGAUUCUCUCCUGGACGGCUCAUUCACUGCACAUCCUCAGGGCCAAAUGAUGGGAACGGGAGGAUGGGAAGUCAACUCUAGACUCGAAAUCUGGUUGUUGGUUGGUUUUAAAUACACCCUUUUGACGUUGAGACACAUCCAAUGGACAAGACUCAGACACUCUGGUUCUAUUUCCAUCAAAUCUGACACCUUCCACUGAAACCUCUCCUAUAAGCAGAGCUGGCACUGCCAAAAAGAGGAGACUGCCGGACCGAGCGGGCCUCUGCCAAGACUGCCAAGAACACAAUGAAAU